Molecule: messenger RNA, 739 nt
Organism: Aethina tumida (small hive beetle)
Lineage: Eukaryota; Metazoa; Arthropoda; Insecta; Coleoptera; Nitidulidae
Product: coiled-coil domain-containing protein 25
Exons: 3
Coding region: 70-693 (207 amino acids)
Source: RefSeq, a predicted model, not a curated record
GAAAUUUCUAGGUUAGGAAUCGAUGUGUUUGGUUAGAAAUUCGACAAAAAACAAUAAUUCUCAACAAAAAUGGUAUUUUACUUCGAAAGCGCCGUUGUCUCACCGCCCGCCCUAAUAUUUAUGGGAAUAGACAAAUACGAAAAUGAGGACUUGAUUAAGUGGGGCUGGCCCGAGGAUGUGUGGUUUCAUGUGGACAAAGUGUCUUCGGCUCACGUGUAUUUGAGACUCAGGCCCGGUCAAACCAUUGACGAUAUUCCUUCGGCGGUUUUAGAAGAUGCAGCACAACUAGUCAAAGCGAACAGUAUAAUGGGUAAUAAAAUGAAUGAUGUUGAUGUUGUUUACACUAUGUGGGCCAAUUUGAAGAAGACUGCUGGUAUGGAGGUAGGACAGGUUGGGUUUCAUAAAGAGAGGGAUGUGAGAAAAAUUAGAGUAGCUAAAAGAAUUAAUGAGAUUGUUAACAGACUGAACAAGACAAAGAAAGAGGAACACCCAGAUUUCAGAGCUGAAAGAGAGAAGAGAGACAGGCUAGAGCGGGAGGAUAAGAAAAAAUUGUUGAGGGAGCAAAAGGAAAGGGAGAAGGAAGAGGAGAAGAAGAGAAAAGAGGAUGCAGAACUCAGGAGUUACAAUUCUCUAAUGAGUACAGAAAAUAUGAGCAAAUAUGAUGAUGGAAAUGACUCAGAUGACUUCAUGUAAUACAAGUGCAUUUAUACUUUUGUAAAUAAAGAAUUUAUUAUGGUUA